CUUACCGACCGCGUUCUGCCGCGUCUCCUCGUCUUCUCGACAUCUUUCGCCAUAAAUUUCGAAACUCCAUCAACAAUAGCUGUGUACCUCGAACAUGGCUUCCACAUUAGAUGAAAAGAGUCUACAAGAGGCAUUUUCAUCACGACCCGACAUCCAAGGUGCUAUUCGAAAUGCAGCUGCAGCUGGACCACAUUACACCGAACUCUUCAACCAAAUCAGCUUACAUGUCUGCAGCCUUGCGCCUGUAAGCUCAGAGCCUGCUACAAAAAAGAGACGACUGGAUGAAAACAUCGCGAGUCGGCCUGCCACCAAUGGAACGAAUGGACAUGCUGCUACAAAUGGCACAUCUGCUGCCAGUAGUGAAGAUCCUGUACUUCUCGAGGUUAAAGAUAUCUCAGUCGUGAUUCCACAGAGAAAGAAAUACACCUUGUGCUUUACCUCCUCACACCUCUACGCGCGACUACCAGAUUCCAAAGAACCCGUUCCUGGCAUCAGCUUUGCGUGGAGUGAUAUAGAAUAUGCUUUCUGUCUACCAGUACCCGAAAAGACGCAAAAGCAAUACAACUACAUUCUCUUCCCCCGAAACUCCAUAAUCGCCCCCUCAAAACCCAUCCCAGGCGCCCCUCCAACCCCAGAGCCCAUCGUCUUCAGCAUCCCAGACAGCGCGCCCAAGCCCGGGACAAUCAGUGGUCUCGAAGCAGCCGCAGCCUCAGCAGUUUCCGACGACCUGAAAACACUUUUCGACUGGGCUCUUUUAGCACGAUUGAAAGCCGCGGGUAAGGACACGAAGAUCGUACAGGCAGAUGAGAAGCUGUUUGCUUCAGAGCAGAGACAGGCGCAUAGACCGGGCGAGAAGGCAGUGCAUGUCAAGGCAUUCAGAGGUUCGAAAGAUGGGUAUCUGUUUUUUUUGCCCAAUGGCAUAUUAUGGGCGUUCAAGAAACCGAUGUUGUUCCUACCUCAUGAGAGGAUAUUGGCUGUAUCGUAUACGAGUGUAUUACAACGGACUUUCAAUCUUUCAGUGGAAGUAGACAUGAGUGUGUCCGGUGGAGAAGAGAGUACCGAGGAAUUCGAGUUCUCGAUGCUGGAUCAGGAAGAUUUUGGCGGCAUCGACGGUUUUGUAAAGAGACAUGGUUUGCAAGACAAGAGUAUGGCAGAACAGAGGAAGGCUAAGAGGUUGAAUGUGAAUGUGGUGAAAGACGAGGAUGGGAAUGUGGUCGGCAAUGUCGAGGCUGGAGAACUGGAAAAGGCUGCUUUGGAAGCUGGUGGCCAGGAAGAAAUAGAUGAGGAGGAUGAAGAAGAGGAAGAUUAUGAUCCUGGGAGUGAUGGGGAGAGUGAGGGCUCGGGAUCAAGUAGUGAGGAGGAAGAUGAUGAUGUUGAAGGUGGUGGAGAGGAAGAAGGCGACGAGGAAGAAGAUGAAGAGGAUGAUGAAGCAGCGGACGAGUUGUAAGAACUAUGAGAGCGGCGUAAAAGUAUAUACUGACUCCGGCACUUGAUAAUGAAGAGUGCUAAUGAAUAAUACAUUUGUCAUUCAC
Molecule: messenger RNA, 1532 nt
Organism: Mollisia scopiformis
Lineage: Eukaryota; Fungi; Ascomycota; Leotiomycetes; Helotiales; Mollisiaceae
Product: Rtt106-domain-containing protein
Exons: 3
Coding region: 95-1447 (450 amino acids)
Molecular function (GO): nucleosome binding; histone binding
Source: RefSeq, a predicted model, not a curated record